GGGCCCCGCUGUUCACCCCCCAGAGGAGAGCACAUGCCAAGGGCCCAGGAAGACGAGGCUGCCCCUCCCGGGGGCGUUUCACUCCUUGCUGCCCCGAGCCAGCCUGGUGAAGGGCACCCGGGAGAGCGCCCCAGCGCCCGGCCUGCCCCGGGGGCCGCGCUCCCCCCAGGAAUGCCCCGGGGGCGCCCUGCCCGAGCCGCGCGGAGCCGGGGGAACAGGUGCAAGGCUGCCGGGCAGGAGCACUGAGGCCGCAGCUCCACCUUCCUCGCCUUAUUUACGGAGCGGCCACAUGCCCGAGCUAAAAGCAGCAGCCAUUCAAAGCACGGCCCCGCCGCUGGAGGGGACCCGGGGCCGCGGCGGCGGCCAGCCGGCAGCUGCCGCGCAUAAAAGUCAUGGGGCUGGGGGGCCGGCGGGAGCGCCAUGAAGGCCGGCGGCGGUGCCGCCUCCGACCCGGAGAGCGGCGGCAGCAGCGAGAGCAGCUCGGACAAGUCCCUGCCCCCCGCCGGGGGCCCGGGCAAGCGCAAGCGGAAGAGCCCCCGGCUGAGCGGGCUGAGCAAGCAGCGGCAGGCGGCCAACGCCCGGGAGAGGGACCGGACCCACAGCGUGAACUCCGCCUUCAGCGCGCUCCGCACGCUCAUCCCCACCGAGCCCGCCGACCGCAAGCUCUCCAAGAUCGAGACGCUGCGCCUGGCCGCCAGCUACAUCGCGCACCUGGCCAACGUGCUGCUCCUGCAGCAGGGCGAGGGGGCGGAGCAGCCUUGCCUGCAGUACCAGCCCCGCCUGCAGGGCGGCGGCCCCGCCGCGGCGCCCCGGCCCAUCUGCACCUUCUGCCUCAGUAACCAGAGGAAGCUGAACAGAGAAGGGGAGAAACACUUGUCUAUUUAAAGUUUAAGUGGACGUUGAAUCAGAUGAGAAGCUUGCACAAGUCUUGCACUGACUGUAGAACUGUUUUAGAUAACUUCUCUUUAUUCACAAUGUUUACACUGAAAUUAUGCAACAGUAAAAACUACUUUUUAAACUAUAAAAAACCCACUGCUAUGCACUUUGUUUUACAUUGUGACAGGUUGAUUCAGGGUGUUUUGCCAAUGAAACUGAACACUGUGGGGAGAGUUGCACCUGGUGUGGCUGCUAUUUUAAUGCAAGAAAUGUUAACCUAAGCAGCCAAGCCCUGAUCUUGAUGGCUCCUCAAUUUAUGUCACAUGAUGAAACUUGAGCUUUGAAACCAUACAGCGUCUCCUGUCACUAGAAGCUGUCCUAACAUGCCAUCCUCUGUGCCUUUAACCAAUAUUGGACUGUACAGUUGUACGCUCAUUUCUGUGAGAGAAAGUGGCAGCUGACACAUUGAGGGUCUUUGAAAUUACACUGAGAUUAUUUUAAGGUGCCCACCCAAAAGCCAGGAUACUCAUAAUUAAAAGUGACAUGUGCCUAGGUGUAGGGUGAGCUGCAAUACAACAGAAUGCCUCUUAGAGACAGCCAAGAUGGGAGGAGGUCACUAUCUCGGUCAGUACCCAGGAUAGCUGAGAAGUGCUGUGCAAGGGAUUUUUUUUUUUCAUAAUACACAGUGUGUGCUGUGCCAGUCCUCUAAAUAGUGUGGGAUCUUUCUAAAUUUGUUCUUGUUAAGCACAGAAUAGGGAGGGUUGCCCCCGGGCUCUCUAAAUUUAUCAGCGAGGUUAUUCCCACGAUGUACCUUUACAAUCACUGAUGUCAUUUAUCACUGUUAGUUUAUAAACUUGUAAACUUUAUUUGAAAUGGAGUUUAAAAAGCACAGCUCUGUCAUGGUUCCCAAUUUGGGCACAAUGAGAACUGAAAAAGCAGCUAAAAUAUUAAAUCUCCAUAUCCAGGUCAAUUUACAGUGGAUGGUUUAGAAAAUGGUAAGUUUUACCUACUUUUUGAAUUUGGAUACAAGUUUUAGCUCCCGGUCUCUGUGGGACUUAAGCUUUAAAAGAAUCAGACAUAGCUAGUGAAGCACAGAAUGACCCCAAGGAGUCAGGGCUAACAGUCCCUAAAUAAGCUUCUCCUGCCCACCUAAACAUUGUAUGUACCUUAAAAAUAUCAGCUCUGUGUGUUAUAUACCUCCCCUAAAAGCAAUAGAGGGAGUUGCUGCUUUUUGGGAUAGCAGUAAUGUAUGCCAUCCUGAGAGAGGCUUAUGCUGCACAGAGUAAUUGUCUUCCCACCACUACAGGUCACCACUUCUCAUGGUUGGCCACACCCUCUUGUAGAACUCUGCUGUCAUAUCAAAGCCAAUGUGGUGGGAUAAGGAAAGGUAAGCUGUAGCAGUUGAGGUGUUUAUUGUGUAGCUGACUUUCCUUCACCUCACUCCCCACCCAACACAUACAGAGCAUAUUCUGCAGAUUUUUCCAGUAAGACACACCAAAAAAAAAAAACGUAUAGGAGACCCCAUUAAUUUGGUCUUGGAACUUUGAAUUCCUGAUGCUCCCCCCCCCCAAGCCAUUUUGCAGUGCCACUUUAAGACACAUUCUGUUAUUUACAGAAGCUGUAGGAAAUUUCUCCUCCAACAAAAUACUGAUUCCAAUGGGACUAGUCAUGUUCUUCAAGUUGCACACAUGCUUCAGUGCUUUCCGGAGUGAGGUCUGAAUUUCCUGCUUUUAGUAUGCUGUUAUCUUUACUGCAUCCUUAGCACUCUUUCAGUGUAGUGAUUCAAACCGCUGCCAGAUUAACUUUUUUGUUUUGGUGUUGAUCAGUGUUUUCUGACAAAUGGGAUUUAUGCACAUUUUUAGACUACAUUUUUUAUUUUUGAGUGCAGAUUUCUGCAAAUAUGCCCGUCAACAUUUUGCUUUGUUUUUAAAAUGGUUUUGUAAUGGCUUAAACUGGAUGUGUAAGUUUUUAGAAGUUUUUAUAGUUUUAAAAGCAGAUAUUUUAAAUUGCACUGUAGAUUAUCUUGAAACAUGACUAAACUAUAUCAAAUGUUAGCUUCUUUAACAGGAAUAAACAGAUUCACUUAUAUAACAGUUGUAUCUUCCAUUAGGACACUGUAAGUGAUAAAAUGUUUAAAAAACUGCAAUUUCAAAUACUUUUUAGGUUUGUUUUAUAUUACAAAUAUUCUCUAAUUGUGGAGAUUCAUAAAGAAGCUGAACAAAAUAGUAAUUUUGGACUUUCAUAAACAUCUUAACUAACGUUCAUUUUUAAUAGAAUCUCUUGGCAAAUGUAGCAUAUUUACAUUUAGUAUGAUUGCAUUUUUAAGUUUUUAAAGGCAAUCAACAUUGAAAGGUGUGGUCCACUAUUUUUAAUGUAGUGUUAACAAAGCUUAUUACUUGAAGAAACUCAUGAAUAAGUGAUUUGCACAGUGCUAUAGUAUUUUUUUUUUAAAUGGGAUCCCACAUCCAUGGUAUUUAUGUGCUAUGUGUCAAACGUAUACAGGAUGGUUUUGCUCCUGCUUCCAUUUAAGUCAAUGACAAAAUGGGAGCAUUCUGCUUUUAAAAAAAAAAAAAGGGGGUGGGGGGGAGAAGAGGGACAUACUGCACACUGAAUAUGACUUGAUGUGGCAUUAAAUGCUGCAGUCCUUACUCAUUAAAACUGUUCACUUCAAGAGGACUGGGCCCAGUGUUUCAAUUAUUAAAUAUUAUUUGCAUUGUUGUAACACAUAGGUGCCAAUCUGACCUGCAGUGCAUUAGGCUCUGUGUUACAUGCAUAUAAACAUUACCUGCCCUCUAGAGCCUAUGCUGGUAAGAUUUCAUAGACACAGGCCCCAAUUCUGCGGACAGGUGUGAAUAACUUUAUGUAUGUGAGUACCAUUGAACUCAGUGGGGCAGAUACUCAGCUGGUAAAUUGUCAUAGCUCCAUUAAAGCUCUUUGACAAUUUGUUAACUGAGGAUCUUCCCCAGUGUCUCCACUCACAUGUAUUUAUGCAUGCAGAACUGAGUCGUUAUUGAUAAAUGGGUGCUCCUAUCAGCGUGAAAGAUCUGGCUGGUGGACACGGUAAUGACACUUCGUUUUCAAUAGACGUGGAUUAAUUUAACACUCAGGAGUCACAACUGAGGAAUGAAAAACUACAUUUAUUAGGAUGCUCACCAUUAUGUGUUUUACUGUAUUUACUCCAUAUGAACUUCUGUGUGCCUUAUCAAUUCUGUUUAAGUCAGUUACACAUUGUUUGUAACAUGCACGCACUUAGAUGUCUAAAACUGAACUCAUAUUUAGGCACCUAAAUAAAAUGAUUUUUCCCCCCCAAGAGGUGCUGAACACCCUCCACUCCCAUUGAAAAUAUUGAUUUUCUACGUAUAUAUUUCAGAAUAUUGUUCAUAAUUAUUAUAAGUGUACCUGAUUUAAACCCCUGUAACUCUUUUCCCUAUGUAGACUUGGCUUCAAGUUUAGUUAUAUCUAUUUUAUCCAGAGGCUCAUUGGUAAGACACAGAAGCUGGUCUCAAUCAGAUUUUAUUAAGUGAUCAUUUUAAAAAUUAAAUCCCCAUACUCCACAUCAUCAUAGCCACUGAAUCUGUUGCAAACGUAUAAAAAAAUGCCCACAAAAAGGACAAAUCAUAAUAUGAUUUGACUAGGUUUAUUAAACAAAGUAUUUGAACAUACUAUUUGAUUAUUUAUAAACUAAUCGGAAUGUAUGUCUGAAUGUUCUUUAAGGAGUUUUACUAUAUUUUAAAAUAAUUGUUCAAGCAGAAGUGUUUCCUUUCUAACGUCUACUUGAAAAAAAAAUUUAGCUCCUGUAUAAAAUCUAAAUUUGUUUGCAAAAUGUGCUAUUUUGCUAAAAUAAACUAUUUUUAUAACUUGUAUAAACAAUAAAAUGUUAGAGUUCUGGAGGUAUGCAUCUUUUAUUUCUCUAGCAAUCUCAUUGUUGAAAAUAUACACUGAGUACUGUAUGUUAAAAACAGAUAUUUCUUUGUACCUUCUAAAAGACUCUGUAUGAUAAUCCUUGUAUACUUAUUGCAAAUAGGGUUUUUUUUUUUUAAAUUAAAAUUCUGCAUUAGGGCUGGU
Malaclemys terrapin pileata is the source of this 4941-nucleotide messenger RNA. Its product is annotated as transcription factor 15-like. Bases 421 to 885 code for a protein of 154 amino acids. Gene Ontology annotation, biological process: regulation of transcription by RNA polymerase II; developmental process. The record is from RefSeq and is a predicted model, not a curated record. NCBI's taxonomy places the organism in Eukaryota, Metazoa, Chordata, Testudines, Emydidae. Gene Ontology annotation, molecular function: protein dimerization activity; DNA-binding transcription factor activity, RNA polymerase II-specific; RNA polymerase II transcription regulatory region sequence-specific DNA binding. The transcript is spliced from 2 exons.